This is a messenger RNA of Pseudovirgaria hyperparasitica, 1778 nucleotides long. RefSeq lists its product as uncharacterized. NCBI's taxonomy places the organism in Eukaryota, Fungi, Ascomycota, Dothideomycetes, Acrospermales, Acrospermaceae. Bases 237 to 1517 code for a protein of 426 amino acids. The transcript has a single exon. Gene Ontology annotation, molecular function: protein binding. The record is from RefSeq and is a predicted model, not a curated record.
CGUGGUCAGGUUGCUGCCUGCGCUUAUCAUGACAGACUAAGCCUUACCUCGGUACUAAUAUUACACGCAAAGUUCCAUCAAAUACGUAGCUGUCAUUGGCUGAAAUUCGCGUCGCGCUUUGCAGAUGCUGCCUAUGCCAUCAAGGCCCAGAGUAGCUCAUUCUGCAUAAGGAUGUCAACCCCCCACUACUAGAAUACCAGUGCCAUGUAUCGACAACACAAGUCUGACACAGAACGAUGCCCCCAACACUGGUUACCAUCACUCCCGAGCUGCAGCUCUCGAUUGUCGAACUCCUCUCCUUCCAAGAUCAUAUCAAUUUGAGCAGUACCUGUAAAGCCCUACGGUCUCUACUCGUCCCCUUCAUAUUCGCGAAGGUCCCCCUGAAAAACACAGAGGAAAGUGGGAAGGCCGUAAACGAUUUCAUCCAAGGCCCCUAUGCCUCGCAUAUCAAAUCCAUCCAUCUUAAAUUCAACGCGCCCGGCCCCCAAGAAUGGGUUGAUCUGGAGUCAAACUACCCCGCGGACGAUCAGAGUGUACUCGACGCCGUCAUCCCCGAGUCUGUGGAGCAGGUUCUGUCCAAUACGUCGCUUCUACCAGGUAUUGAUAGCCUAAUCAUCGAGGUACCGACCUGGACCGAAGCGGAGAUGCGGACUGCAUUCUAUCUCUUCGACCUCGUAGAAUCCGACACUGCAGUCAUUGAAGACGAGCGUAUUCAUGCAUGGCGAAGACUCAUGGCGCGAACCUAUGAGCUCGUUGCAGGGUUUGAUACGAUCCGACAUCUUGAAAUUCGCGAACAUGUGCCAAAACUAGUGUCCACUUGGAAUACGCCUGCUUUCCAGAAAAUGCUGAGUGGACUGAAAAGUUUCACAUUCACAUUGCGUGGUGCGGAGAACGGAGCGGGAUGGAAUCUGGAUACGUGUGUUGGCUGGGUCAGCACCACGGAAGCGUAUGGACGAUAUCUAUUCGAUCAUCUAAUAAAUAUCGAGACGCUAGAGAUUGAGAGCUGUAACGAGGCACCUUUGGGGCUAAAGUCUAACAGCGAAAGGUGGUUUGCAGAGUUCAAAGUUCAACCGUUCAUCAUGCCGAAACUUCGACAUCUGACCCUGAAGUACGUCUUGCUGUGUCCUGAGCUGAGGGACCUGAUAUGCGCGCAGUCGGAGGUUUUAGAAACAGUCAAGUUGAUCAACAGUGGUAGUGAGCCGCAUGGGUAUGAUACGGAAGAGUCUCCAACUUGGGCAGAAUUUCUGGAUGCUAUAGCAAAAGCUGCUCCUAAAAAGUUGCGAAGCUUCCAAAUUGUGAUUGAGCAGAGCUCAGAUGAAAAUAAGACUCCGCAGGAUAAUAUUACGAGUAAAGAACAUUUGGUAUACUAUUGCUGGGAUACGAAGUAUGGUAGUAUGCCUGUGGAUUAUUGGGAGAGGCCACAGGACGAUGAUCAGCAACAGAAGGAUGAAAACGCUUUCGAUAAGCUCAUGGCUAUCGUCCAAGCGAAUCAUGGAAGGGAUGCUCUAGAAAGCUGAUCGCAGCCAUUUUGAGCAUUAAAGCUUUUUUGCCGAGGAGUUUCUUGCCAUCAGAGGAGAUUAUGAUCUACCUAUGCAGCUUCGUCUUUCCUCGUCGUUCGGACCUUGACACUUCCAUCUUGCAAACCAAAGUAAACUGCGACUGGCUUCUGUCCGCCGGUCAAACCAGCCCUAGUGGCUUCCACACCAUCCAUGCCGCAGAAUAAGCCGACUUCUAGUACGCCAGUAAUUUUCUUGAUGGCGCGGCUGAGCUUCCCGACU